Aphis gossypii (cotton aphid) is the source of this 1753-nucleotide messenger RNA. RefSeq names its product phenoloxidase-activating factor 2. NCBI's taxonomy places the organism in Eukaryota, Metazoa, Arthropoda, Insecta, Hemiptera, Aphididae. Bases 286 to 1488 code for a protein of 400 amino acids. The record is from RefSeq and is a predicted model, not a curated record. Gene Ontology annotation, molecular function: serine-type endopeptidase activity. The transcript is spliced from 6 exons. Gene Ontology annotation, biological process: proteolysis.
CGUCCAUCACACCCGUUCAGCCGCGCGUUCCCGUAGGACGGCACCGCGCCCCACUCCAUCCCUCAGACAGUAGCCGUCGCGCCGCAGUGACGGUGUUUUUCUCCGUCGACGUUAAAUUUAAAUCGUUUUCACAUUUCUCCCGAUCCGGUGGCGAUCUAUUUUACUCUGUUCGUCCGUCGAGUUUGCGUCGUCGUGCUGCAGAUUGGCUGGCGAGUACUCCGUCCGACAGGCGCGCCGAACAUUUCCCAAUAGAGGAUAUCGCGACGUCGUUCCGGUGGACACAACAUGUCGGGCCCGACCCUCAAGAGACUUUCGGCGCAGCCGUUAUCUGUUUUGUUGUUUGUCACGUUGUUGUUUCAAGUGACAAUGACUACAGUAUCUGGCCAAGAAGACAUUCCAGCAGCAGACAUUGAUAAAGUGAUUUCGGAAGUAUUUCCAUCACCACCACCUUCACAGCCACCAUCGGAUCAAUGUAUAUGCGUACCAUAUUAUUUGUGUAGAAACAAGACCAUCAAUACAGAUGGAGAAGGAUUAAUAGAUAUUAGAUUUAAAGAAGGUCCAUGUCCUGACUACUUGAAAGUGUGCUGCUACGACCCCAUGAAAUCGUCAGAAAUUACAAAUACAGCUUACAAGGAGAAGCGUACGAUCUGUGGCCAUCGGAACCCUGCUGGCGUAGGAUUCAGAAUAACAGGAAACUCCCAUAACGAAGCACAAUUCGGCGAGUUCCCCUGGAUGGUAGCGAUUCUUAAAGAAAAUGCAUACAACCAUUCGCAAACUUACUUGUGCGGUGGUUCAUUGAUUCACCCACAAGUCGUGUUGACUGCAGUCCAUUGCAUACACGGCAAAGAUACGAACGAUUUAAUAAUUCGCGCUGGUGAAUGGGAUUCGCAAACGGAAAAUGAACUGUUACCGUCACAAGACGGUCAGGUUUUGAAAAUAAUCAAACACGAACAAUACUAUGGAGGUGCACUUUACAACGAUGUGGCACUGAUCAUUGUAAACCAGCCAUUCUUACUCAGAGAAAAUGUGGGCACUCUUUGUUUGCCAAGUCAGAAUUACAUGUUCUCUAAAGAAAGAUGUCAUGCUAGUGGCUGGGGCAAAAAUAUAUUCGGUAAAGCCGGCGAAUAUCAAGUCAUUUUGAAAAGCAUAGAUUUGCCGAUCGUACCACGUAGUCCGUGCUUGGAUCUCUUAAGAAAGACCAGGUUGGGCCCUAAUUACAAAUUGCACGAGAGUUUCAUUUGUGCUGGCGGAGAAAUAGGCAAAGAUACUUGCCAAGGUGAUGGCGGUAGUCCUUUGGCGUGUCCACUCGAUAAUAAUCCCGAUCAGUAUCAACAGGCCGGAAUCGUAGCGUGGGGAAUCGGAUGCGGCGACGAGACACCCGGCGUAUACGUGGACGUGGCUAGGUUUAGACACUGGAUCGAUGAUCAAAUGGCUAGGGAGAAUUUUGACACGAGCUUCUACGAUCCAUACUUCAUUCCGGAGAAUUAAAUUUUCAUUUUUCUCUACGUCUCUCUCCUUUAGAGACACUCGUUUACCAUCCCACUCACUGACUCUCUGACUCUCUAUCUCGACUCUUAAUAUUUUUCUCUGCCGUCACGCAACCCGUUGAAUGAAGUUAAGAUUGACUAGGUUAAGGUACAAUCGUAUUGGAGUAUCUUAUAGUGUCAAGUGUAUUUAUCAUUAUCAUUAAUUAUUAUUAUUAUUAUUAUUAUUACUUAUUACUAUCGAACAAUAAAUGUCGUAUGAGUUGUGA